Molecule: messenger RNA, 1602 nt
Organism: Elephantulus edwardii (Cape elephant shrew)
Lineage: Eukaryota; Metazoa; Chordata; Mammalia; Macroscelidea; Macroscelididae
Product: polyserase-2-like
Exons: 11
Coding region: 1-1602 (533 amino acids)
Biological process (GO): proteolysis
Molecular function (GO): serine-type endopeptidase activity
Source: RefSeq, a predicted model, not a curated record
AUGCAUCUGGAAGUCUACACAACCAGUGGUAGCGCCUCAGCUCAGCCUCAUGGCUUCUCCAUCUUCCAACCCUGCGGUCGACUUCCUACCCAAGGGAGAAUCAUAGGAGGCAUGCCUCCCCGCGAGAAGAAGUGGCCAUGGCAGGUCAGUUUGCAUUAUGGCGGAGUACACGUCUGUGGUGGGUCGAUUAUCAGCGAGUACUGGGUUCUGUCGGCAGCCCACUGCUUCGAGAGAUUGAAAGUCUCUGGAUUUGAUUUGUACGUGGGUCUCUUUAAUCUCAGCGUUGCAAGCCAACACACUCAGUGGUUUGAGGUGAAUAGGCUGAUCAUUCACCCGACCUACAGAUUAUAUCACCCUGUUGGAAGCGACAUUGCUCUGGUGCAACUGAAAAGCCGGAUUGAGUUUUCUGACUCUGUAAUCCCCAUCUGCCUUGUACCUGCUAACGUAAGCCUUCACAAUUUGACUUGCUGGGCUACAGGAUGGGGGCUACUUCAACCAGGAGGUUUACCUUCAGAAACUCUGCAGGAGAUCCUGUUACCUCUGGUUCCAAGUAGGAUAUGUGCAAUGCUCUAUGGAAGCCCAUUUAUGAUUCGGCCUGACAUGCUGUGUGCUGGGUACAUUAUGAAGCCAAAGUCUGUUUGUGAGGGUGACUCUGGUGGCCCACUUGUCUGUGAAUUCAACGACACCUGGCGACAAAUUGGAGUAGUAAGCUGGGGAAACGGUUGCUCAGAUCCUGUGUUUCCUGGAGUUUUUGCCAGAGUCUCUUAUUUCCUGCCGCCCACCGCGCCACGCAGCCUAAAAGCCGCACAGGCGCAGCGCCAUGAGCAUCCUGGAGACUUAGUGGGGGCUGCUGACAGCUGUGACACAGAGACACAAGGCAAGGUCUUGGGGGGCCAGGAUGCACCCCCAGGCAGGUGGCCCUGGCAGGUCAGCCUGCAGUACAAUGGCCGCCAUACCUGCGGGGGGACCAUCCUCAACCAUCACUGGGUGCUCACCGCUGCCCACUGCUUCCCCAGCCCACAUGUCCUGCCAAACCAGGAUGGCCCCUGGUUCGAGCUGACUAGGCCUCGGCAGGCGCUCACCGGUAGUGACAUUGCACUCCUGCAGCUGAGGACCCCUUUGCGGUUCUCCACCUUGGUGAGCCCAGUUAGCCUCCCACCCCCUGCCUUCCAAAUGCAGCUGCAUUCGGAGUGCUGGGUCACAGGCUGGGGCCAAGUACACUACAAAGAGACAUCAGUGAAUACCCUCCGGGAGGCCCCAGUGUUCAUUGUCAACAACACCUGCUGUGAGCCGUAUCUGGACCUCCCCCAGCCCGCCCUCAGCAAGAUGCUGUGUGCAGCCAGCCUCAGGAACAGCGCCAUGGCCUGCCUGGGCGACUCUGGAGGACCUCUGGUCUGUGAUGUGAACGGCACCUGGCUGCAGAUUGGGGUGGUGAGCUGUGGCAGGGUGUGUCUGCCCACUGUCGUCCCCAACCUGUACACUUGUGUCUCCCGCUUCUCUUCCUGGAUCACGGAGAACAUCAGGGCUGGCCAGGAUGCUGGGGCGUGGACCUCACCCCUGACACUGCUGCUGCCGCUUCUGUCCCUCCCCAGCACCCAGUGA